This is a messenger RNA of Haplochromis burtoni (Burton's mouthbrooder), 2852 nucleotides long. RefSeq names its product Kazal-type serine peptidase inhibitor domain 3 (gene kazald3). Gene Ontology annotation, molecular function: insulin-like growth factor binding. Lineage: Eukaryota; Metazoa; Chordata; Actinopteri; Cichliformes; Cichlidae. Bases 915 to 1709 code for a protein of 264 amino acids. The record is from RefSeq and is a predicted model, not a curated record. Gene Ontology annotation, cellular component: extracellular region. Gene Ontology annotation, biological process: regulation of cell growth; regulation of signal transduction. The transcript has 4 exons.
GUGUGUGUGUGUGUGUGCAACAUUUGCAUUUGUUUACUCAGAGUAGCUCAGAUCCAAGGCAUCAUCCCUGCAUUUGGCACAGGCGGAUUUCUGACAUGUUGCACAGGUAAACCUGCUGCGAGGAGAGAACAUGCAAAGCUGACGAGUUCACACACGUCACUCAUGUCAUUGUAUUAGCAACUAUGCAUUCUGUUUUCACACAUUUUUUAUAAAUAAAACAGACUUGCGUUAGGGUUAGGGUUGUGUCUUUCAUAUUUGCAGGUCAGUCAGUGUGUGGGAUAUUUUGUAUAGGCAGGCAUUUCUGAAGGUUGUAACACAGAGGGUUGGCCUGCCUUGGAUCUGAGCUACUCUGAGUGAACAAAUGCAAAUGUGCAAUGGGUGGUUUGCUCAACAAAAGCAGGAGGAGAAUCUCAGCAGGGGUGAUUAACACCUCAGGACUUGCACCAGAAAAUAAAAAAAGUCAGUAAUUCUAGGGGGUGUUGGGUUCAGGGAAUCUACACAAAUUUGCGCAGGGUUAGUAAAUCUAGUGUUAAAUAGAUUUUUCUUGGUGCCAAAUCCCAAAUUUAGUGGCCUGAAUAUGAAGAGUCUGAGCUGCUGUUCUCUCUGUAACGAUGUUUUACUUUGAAAGGUCAAACCGGAACCUGUCUGUUGUUUGUGUCCAUUGUGACACACGUGACAGCGGCGUCUGGCGCGUGUGUACAGUGAAGCAGCGCGAGCAGCUCAGCUGUUCAAACCUGCCACAGACAGAAAGCCCGUCAGCAGCCCGGGACGCUGAACGACACUACCGGGACUGAACCAGAGACUCUACCGAGACUCUGACCGGAGGCUGUCGGUGUCUGACGCGGGGGAUGCCGGUGUGAGCCCGGGCUCUGUUGUGUCUCUGUUCCCGGUCAGAGUCCCGCCGGUACCGGCGGAUGAAGAUGCGGACUCUGGUGCUGCUCUGUCUCUGGCUGAGCCUCCGCCCGUGCAGAGCGCCGCCGGGGCUCUGCGGGCCGUGCCAGCCGGACCGGUGCUCGCUGCCCGGCGGCUGCCGGGCCGGGCUGGUGCCGGACUCCUGCGGCUGCUGCCUGGAGUGCGGGAACCUAGAGGGCCAGCCCUGCGACCCCGGGAACCGGAGCGUGUUCUACGGGCUGUGUGGGAGCGGACUGCGGUGUGAGGCGGGAGGAGGAGGAGAGGAUGAAGAGGAGGAGUGCGUGUGUGAGGAGCAGGAGCCGGUGUGCGGCUCUGACGGGAGAACAUACAUGAACAUGUGUCAGCUGAGGGAGGCCGUCUUCUCCACACCCGAGCUCCACACCGCGGGGAGGGGCCCCUGCAGGACAGUGCCGGUCAUUAAGGUGCCUCCUCACAGUCAGGUGAACGGGACGGGCAGCAGUCUCAUCUUUCUCUGUGAAGUGUUUGCGUUUCCGAUGGCGUUGGUUGAGUGGACGAAGGAGGGACGAGAUGUCGUCCUGCCCGGAGACGACCCACACAUUUCCGUCCAGUCUCGAGGCGGUCCUCUGAAGUUCGAGCUCUCCAGCUGGCUGCAGAUUGAGGGGGCGGAGACGGGGGACUCUGGGACCUAUCGCUGCACAGCUCGUAACAACCUGGGGACGGCCUCGGCCUCGGCUGUACUGGGAGUGCUGGGAGCAGAGGAGCUGUCGUCCUACCUGGCUAACAGUGACAGGAAGCAGCCGAUGGACAUCGCAGACUAUGACCAGGACAUCUACUGAGCUUCAUGAUGUCACCUCCUCUGUACAGGCGUCUCUGAUUUUCUUCUUCUCUGUGUAUGCGAACAUUACUCUGACAUCACACGGGGCAGUGACAUGGACACUUGGCGUGCUGGGCGUUCGAGCCUGCGUCUCCUGUCAGAUCUGUUGUGUGAAACUUUUUUUUAAAAUUAUGAAUAAAGGUUUACAAACUGACCUCUGGCCUCUAACAGACCUUCACAUUUUCACUCAUAGCACUGAGGUUAUAGACAGUUUUUCCUCCUUCCAGUGCAUGUCUGGGCAAGCAGGGCGGGCAGUGCUUGCCCAGUUAACUCUAAAAAGGGGCAUUUCAGUUUGGACUAGUACCAUUUUGGGUUCUUGCAACCUCAAAUGAAUUUAUUUGGGCAAGAGAGGGAGUUAUCAACUCCUGCUAGCUAGCUUGGUUAGAAGCUAGCUAGCAGGCUAUUAGUUAAAGGCAUCUAACUAAUUAAUGCCGUAAUCGGCCUUAAAAUGCGGCCUUUAAGGCUGCAGACCCUGAAUUGGGAUACAACCCAUGUUUUCUACAGUCACUGGUGUGGACUGACUCACUACUGCCUCUGCUGGAUGCUAGAGGAACUGCAGGCUUUGGUGCUUCAUGUUUCAGCCCUGAAGGCUAACGGUGCUGAGGAGCCUGAAUGGAACAUGGAGGCUUCAGAGCAGCUGGAGCACGGCCUGGCUUUGCUUCUGGCUGAUAGUUUCACCACAUGUUGCUUCAGUUUCCUGUGAAUGUCAGACAGAUGCAUGGAGAGGAUUUCAUUCCAGCUGCCGUCUCAGAGGAACUCCGACUUCCAAGAAUCUAAAUCUGGUUCAGUCCGGCCUGUUUCAGGAGGUCCUGCAGCCCGAGCCCAACACAACACGUUUAAAAAGCUCAGCACUUUGUUUUUGAAACGUGGUUUUAGUGUCAGGGUUACAGUUAGGUUAUGGUUAGAGUAAGCAGCUAGGGUAGGCAUUAUGUCAGUUAGAUGUCCCCACUAACAUAUGAAAACCACCGUGUGUGUGUGUGUGCAGCUAUAAAGACAUCAGCUGCUUUGCUUAUUGGCAUCAUCGUGGGGGCGAUCGUGGCUCAAGAGUUGGGAGUUCACCUUGUAAUCGGAAGGUUGCCGGUUCGAGCCCCGGCUUGGACAGUCU